Molecule: messenger RNA, 2969 nt
Organism: Heterocephalus glaber (naked mole-rat)
Lineage: Eukaryota; Metazoa; Chordata; Mammalia; Rodentia; Bathyergidae
Gene: CUNH10orf53
Product: chromosome unknown C10orf53 homolog
Source: RefSeq, a predicted model, not a curated record
CAGCGGCGGGCUUCGCUCAGUCUCCCAGGCUGCCGUGGGGCUGGCCGCGCCAUGCCUGCGAAAGCAGAAGUCAUCCUGAGAUACGGACCCUACAGUGCCGUGGGCCUGGCCGUGGAGCACCGCACCUUCCGCCUGGAGGGCCUGCAAGCUGUGUUGGCCAAAGGUGGACACAAGGUCGUCCUAGAGAAGAUAGAAGAGUGGAAUGUUGUGGAGCUCAUGGUGAAUGAAGAUGUUGUCUUCCAGUGCACUAUUACAGACUUGGAGUUCGCCACAUUGGAUGACAGCAUUUCAGAGAUGAAGGCUGCUGCUGUGGCCCCGGGACUGGCUGGGCCAGAUCAGAGCCAAUGCCCAGGUCUGUAUGACCUAGAUGAGGCUGCCCCAACAGGCAAGGCCCUGGGGAGCAGGAGGAGGGUGGAACAUGCUCCUGCUCUCAGCAGAGGGACAGAGGUGUGGGUUGUACAGGUUUUCCUGAGAAAACGACUAUAGCAGGGAGAUGUUUAGGAAAAUCAUCCCUUUCCCAGUGCCCCAUUCAGUUUACCACAGUUUAUCACAGCAAUUGUUGCUGCUUGCCAGGCACUGUGACUUGCAGGCUAUACCAGCACUGGCCCACUGGUGUGGAGGUUCACCAUGGUGCUUAAGACACACAUCUCAAAGGCUUCAAGAUCCCCACAAAAGCACCCCAAAUCCCUCUACUGGACAGGGGAAGAUGCGACAUUUGUGUUUGGGAAAAUGCUUCGGCAGUUGCUCACCUAGAAGUGUGUCAUAUUUGGAAUGGAAAAACAGCAAUACUGUGGCUUUCUUUGUCAGCCACACCAUCUGCACAGCUCCAGGGUGGGGCCAGGCAUGAAUGCCAGCUCCCUCCCACUACUCCGAUCACUGCAGAUGCUGCCUCUCAAUUCUCAGUUUUCUCACCUAUAAAAUACUCCCUCCCAGGACUAUUCCAAGGACAAAACAAAAGAAUACAAAGAGAAGAGCCCGCUGGUCUCCAGGGAGCCCUCCUUCAGUAAAGGUUGGUGGCUACAAUUCAUUUGUUGACUCUUGUGCUUUCUCAUUUGUUCUCGAAGGACAUAGGUAACUUUUCUCUCAGGGACACAACAUGUGGUUUUCCGGACCCUCUGUCAUAAAGCCUCAGUGUCUGUUUCUUCAGCCUUCCUUUCCAGGCUGGCAGGCCUGAGAAGGAGAUGGCUACAGGGUAUUUUCAUUUUGCACUUCAGCUGGAAGUCAAGGUGACAAGCCACACGUGGAGGUAGAUAAUUUGUAAAAUAGUUCUGUUCCAGCCUCCACAUUUUAAGAAUUCUCUCCUAUUAUGUUAGAAAUGUCCUUGGGUGUUCAAAGAGAAAAUAGCUCCCAUUAUUGCACCCCAGAAACCCAUGUGGAGAACAUCUGUUGAACCCCAGUUGGCCACAUUGACCAGCCUGGGGGCUGUACUGACCCUGAGCUGCCUGGCUUAGUUCUUCUCACAUCGACCCUGUAAGGAAGAUCCAAGUCCAGAGGCUCAGGGCACAGCACACUCGGACAUCUGGAGGUGAAUCUUAGGAAAGCUACUUCCACUCUCUAGGCCCCAACAUCUUAAUCAGCAGCAUGGAAGGAAGCUGUGCCUAAAUAUUAUUGAGACCAGACACAAAACAGAAGGACAAUGGAGUAAAUGAUGCAGAAGCCACAAGGCAGCUAAGCAUGGGAGCCAGAGAAGGAACAGAACCUGGGAGUUUGGCUUUUACAAGGGAACAGGACUAAAAUAUUCUGUGUGAGAUGGAGGACUGGUCCCCACAUCUCUGCUCAAAGUCAGGUGUCAAGAUGUACAUUAUUGGUUGGGAAAUAUGGCUGAAACAAGCCUGGUCCACUGUCUGAAAAGUGGGUUUAUUUGAGGUUCUGGAUCUGAAGAGAAGGCUGGGCAAUGAACUCAAAUUAAUCAAAGUCCCGAAGCUGGCUUAUUGUCUAGGCCUAGGGUUUUGCUAGCAUCACCACAGGACAGAAUCUGUAGUCUGAAACACAGUUCUUCUCCAUCCACGGGGGAUUCAUUCCAGGACACUCAGUGGACUCUUGAUAGCACAGACAGUACUGAAUUGUAUAUUUGUGUGUGUCCCCCUUAUCCACAACUUUGCUUUCUGAAGUUUCAGUUACCCAUGGUCAACCACUGUCUGACAAUAUUAAGGGGAAAAUUCCAGAAAUAAAUAAUUCGUAAGUUUUAAAUUGUGACCCCCCUCUCAAUAGUGUGAUGAAAAUUCAUUGUCUGCCCCAUCCUGUGUGGAGUGUGAGUCAGCACCUUGCCCAGCGUAUCCAUGCCGUAUACACUACCUAUCCAUCCUGUAGUUGUCUUGGCUGUCAGACCAACUGUACUAGCAUCACAGUGCCUAUGUUGAAGUCACCCUUAUUUUAGUUAAUAAUGGCCCCAAAGAGCAAGAAUAGUGGCACUGGCAAUUCAGAUCUGCCAAAGAGAAGCCACAAAGUGCUUCCUUUAAGAGAAAAGGUAAAAGUUCUUGACCUAAAAGGAAAGGGAAAAAUUGUUGCUAAAAUCUACACUGUUACUAUUACAUAUGUAUAGGAUAAAUUGUGUGUGUGUGUGCGUGUGCGCGUGUAUGCGUGUGUGUGUGUGUGUGUAAGUUCUGGUGCUGUGCAAGCUUUCAGGCAUCCCUUAUGGGUCUUAGGUUGAAUGCCCCAAGGAUAAAGGGAUUGCUGUCUAAUGCUUUGUCCGGUGAGAUUAUCCACAAGACUGAAACACUGAUGGACAAGGCAGAGAGAAGAGAACAAAACAACCAAGACAUUCUCCUUAGAAUAAAGCAGCACAUCAACAUUCCAAAAUACAAGGCAGAAAGCAAAUUCAGAAAAAGAUACCAACAAAUCAAUAAUCAGAACAUGGAUUUGCUUCAGAUAAAAGUUAAGUUUAUAAAAUACUUUGACAAUACUUCAAAAUUACUAGAAACUACUAAGAAGUUUUUAAAAUACUAUCCAUUAAAAACGAAAUCAAGAGG